CUGGGUUUCCCAUAUACCAUAUCGAUCUGCCCAGUAGUCGUGUCCGAGUGCGCGUGCCAAGUGGAGCUACUAUUUUUGCUAAUUGUUGCUGCUAACUUCCCAACCCCCCAGUCCCAGGAGGGUUCAGUGCUUUUUUUCAAGAUCGCUCACUGCCAGCGCCACUCCAACAUCAUCGUGUUUCCCCCCCGUAUCGCAUUCUCUCUCUUUCCUUGUUUAUCUUUCCUUCUUCAUCCCGCGGUGUUCGUGUCGCGUCGUAAACAUAACUCAAAGCUCUGGUUUAGUCAGAGGAGUGCGGAAACAGCAAAAUAAAAAAGGCCUUUUCGGGAACGUCAGCCAGUUGCCGGCUAUACGCGACUCACGUCGGAGGGUUCUUCUGCCUCAAAAAUUCAUCUCUACAAUAAAAAACAGAACAAACAAAAAAUAUGCUUUUCGAUGACUUCUGCAAGAGCUUCAACAAGGAACUGCAGCGAGAGAAUUUUGGAUUUGCCUACAAACGCGUUCAUUUGUUCUACCGAUCGCAGUGGCAAAAGGAUGACACGAAUGCACUCUACUUGCUAUAUCGAUGGAUAUGGGCAUUGUUCUUUCUGGGAGUCUACAUCAUGUGCAUUAUCGUGCAGUAUUGCGAUGGCAAGUUCUUCAUUUACAUGACCAAUUGGGGCUAUGGUUUGUGCACCAUUACCAUGCUCAUAGCAGCAGUGCAGGUCACCUGCUGGCACUUUGAUCUAAGGAAUACCCGCAGUCUGGUGCAGGAAUCGGGUAACAAAACGGAGACCACGAGAGGCCUAAAGAUCUACUGGUGGUUGUACAAUAUGACCAUAUCGCUGGCGUUGAUCAUAUCCACCGUGUACUGGGUCUUUCUGCAUGGCAAAAUGAAUAAGCCCAUGCGUUUUCCGGCCAUUAGCGUUAUUACCCACGGACUGAAUACGGUGAUGAUGCUGAUCGAUUUCCUGAUUGUGGCAUUUCCGCUCAGACUGCUGCACAUGGUCUACAGCAUGGCUUUGGCGAUUAUGUUCUUUGUCUUUACCCUCAUCUAUCAUUUUUGUGGGGGCACAGAUGAAUUUGGCAAUCCCUAUGUGUAUCCCAUAUUGGAUUGGAACAAUCCCACACGCUGUCUGGUGACAUUUGUGGGCAUCUUUGUGCUGAUCAUGUGCUACUGGCUGCUGCUCUUUGGUCUCCACAAGCUGAAGAGAAUGUUUAAUAGGGCAUUCAGUGUGGUGUGGACACCGCAUGCUGUGGGUCUCAUCUGAGUACCGUCAUAACUUUAACAAUCUCUAAGAAUCACCAGCAUUAUGAAACCUCAAGCACACCCCUCACUCACUCACUCAUAUGUAUCUAUGGCGAGCUGCACUCUUACACAUUCGCAUGCAUUUAUUUAUACAUAAAAUAUACAUAUAUCUAGUAUUUGAUACAAUAAGUUUUAAUCAUUUGGUUCCUUAAUGUCGAAGCUACAUACAUACAUACACAGCACACACGCAUACACCCAUUGUGUUAUAUCAUAUCAAUUGGUUUAGUUAGGCUAGUUAAUAAGCAAAGAUCUUGUUACUAUAUGAAUGACAUAAAUAGUAGAUAUUUAGUUAUGAAAUUUGUUGA
This is a messenger RNA of Drosophila subobscura, 1590 nucleotides long. Its product is annotated as protein rolling stone. The record is from RefSeq and is a predicted model, not a curated record. Bases 423 to 1247 code for a protein of 274 amino acids. NCBI's taxonomy places the organism in Eukaryota, Metazoa, Arthropoda, Insecta, Diptera, Drosophilidae. The transcript is spliced from 4 exons. Gene Ontology annotation, cellular component: membrane.